Trypanosoma conorhini is the source of this 300-nucleotide messenger RNA. RefSeq lists its product as uncharacterized. The record is from RefSeq and is a predicted model, not a curated record. Lineage: Eukaryota; Euglenozoa; Kinetoplastea; Trypanosomatida; Trypanosomatidae. The transcript has a single exon. The coding region runs from base 1 to 300 and encodes 99 amino acids.
AUGGAGAACCUGAGCGUGGGACAGGGUGGGGAGGAGGAGGAGGAGGGAACUUGUUUUCUCUUUUCGUUUCUCGAUCGUCGUGCGAUGACGCAGGCGUCGAAGCACAAAGCGGCCCGCCGGUGUCGACUGCGAUGUGUGGCCUUUCCCGCCCUGUGCGCGCACGUACACAUACGCGCAGAAAAAAGCAAAAAGGCGACAUGGUCCUGGCUGCGGGCGACGCCUAUACUUCACGGUGCCGCACUUCAACAAAGUGGAGUGGGGCUCUGCGGUGUGGGGGUGUGGCGUGCAGCUUUUUUGUAA